Antrostomus carolinensis (chuck-will's-widow) is the source of this 2018-nucleotide messenger RNA. It is a transcript of the gene CKAP2, whose product is annotated as cytoskeleton associated protein 2. The transcript is spliced from 8 exons. The annotation marks the transcript as partial. Gene Ontology annotation, biological process: negative regulation of microtubule depolymerization. The record is from RefSeq and is a predicted model, not a curated record. Lineage: Eukaryota; Metazoa; Chordata; Aves; Caprimulgiformes; Caprimulgidae. Gene Ontology annotation, cellular component: microtubule cytoskeleton.
AACAAAGGCGACAAAAAGUUGAAGAAUAUCUAUCAAGAAAAAAGACCUUUUCUGGUGUGUCCAUUCAAGAAAACCAGACAUCGAUCAGCAGCAGAACUAGGAGAGCAACUAGCAAUAAACAGCAAGACAAAACACAGCUCUCCACAUCUCCGAAGCCAGGAAUGGAAAAUAAAGAGAAUGCUAAUAAACUGUCAUGGGAACAAUCAAGCAGAACUUCAGAAAAAAAUGAUAUUUUAAACUCUUCCACAAUCACACUGCCAAAUUCCAUAUCAGGAAUCACAAACUAUCAUCCUAAAGAUUAUGAAGUCACGGAAGUAAAAUCUAAGCAUAUGUCACUUAGCAAGUCCUUCUUGCAAAUGAAAAGCUUAAAAGAGAAGCAAUUGAUUGCAGAAAAACAAAAUUCAAGUGUCAGCCUACCAAAGAAACCAGUGCUUGGUACAUAUCGUGGCAAAGUUAUCCAAUCCAAGAUAAACUCCUUCCGAAAAGCACCAAAAAGUGAGCUGGAAAAGAGUUCUUUGCCAGACAAGAAGUUUCUUCCUUCUGGCACCAAACCUGCAGCAAGCUCUUUGUCCAUGAGCAGCUGUAGUGUAUUUGCAAAGACUACCAAAGUCACAAACAACUCUAAUUCUGUAAAACCAGAUGGUGUUCUCCCAUUCCAGAGCAAACCAUCUGACAAAGCUGCUAUUAACUCACAGUCCAGUCUGAAGAAAUGGCAACCCAUGUCUGCUGUAGUGCCAAAGAAAGUAACAGUCCAAAAAAUGAUUGAUGGAAGGGCACCAGAGCCACUAAAGGCUGUUUCUAACAGUUCUGACCGCAGAGUGCUAGGAGUGAAGACAUGUGAAGAUGCAAGACCAGAAGCUCCAGCAAAACCAGUUUCUGUUGUUUCUGGUGCAAAGGAUUCUAAAACCACUGGCAAGAGAAAAUCUGUUCUGCCAAAAGAGUCAGCAGAAGAGAGAAGAGCUCGCCUGGAUGAAUGGAGAGCAUCUAGAGGAAAAGUGAUGAGGAGACCUCCUAUAUCUAUGCUUCUGGGAUCACAGUCUAAAAGUGAACAACAAGAAUUCUCUUCUGGUGAUUCUUUAGAGCAUGUAUUACAUAGUGAGAAGGUCAACAAGACUCUUGAAGAAUGUCUGCAGUUAACCAAACAGGGAUGUCAAGGUGAUAAAGUACGUGCCAUGUUGGAAGAUCUGACACAGGGCGUUCCUGGAGCUAAAAAGCUUGCAAAAUAUUGGAUCUGCUGUAUGUGUCUUGAACAGACGGGUCCUCUUGAAAAGCUUAUUGCUGUCUAUGAGGAGGCCAUUUUGGCAGGAGCACUGCCUAGAGAUGAACUGCGACACACACUAAUAGAGACUAUAAAAAAUACUGAAAGCCUUCUUAAGCCUGAGGAUGGGGAAACUGUGGUGGAAGCUUAUUUAAGUGUGGAAGUGGGAGUCAGCAAGGAACCAAAUUCAUCUGCAGAGCAAGUUCAGGAGGCCUCCCAGGAUCUAUGUUCUGAUGAUGACCAAAAAGCAGAGAGUGAUGACAAGAAAGCAGAGACUAGCAGUGAAGUGAUCAAAAAAGAAGAAAUUGAUUUAGACUUGAAACCAAGAGAAGAGAUCUUGCUAAAAAAGAAAAAAAAGCAAAAGACCAAAGAACGUGCAAAGAAGAAAGGAAAAUGUGAAACAGAAGAGCAGGAUGAGGAUGGGGUAAAAGAUAUAGGCCGAGCAGUCAGUUCUCCUGAGAAGGAGAAUGACACGUCUUAUUUAAUGAGAUACGAUCCAUCUAGCACACCAUACUUGGAAAGUGUGAAGAUGCACCAUGAGGCAAACGAAUCCCAUGCUAAAGACCUGAAAAUCGUAACCCCUUUGCGAUAUUCUCAACGCAUUCGGGAGAAGAUGUGCAAGUUGUCGGAUAUUGUUAAAGAUCAAGACCCAUGUGCCUCUUCAUUUGAACAACUGGGAGAAUUGGAAUCAAAAGCCACUUCAUUUAUCCACAAACAGAGCAAUAUGCUCAAAGAAACAAGUGCUGAAGUAGAAGAGUAA